Messenger RNA from Mercurialis annua (annual mercury), 1251 nucleotides. RefSeq lists its product as uncharacterized. Bases 1 to 1251 code for a protein of 416 amino acids. Lineage: Eukaryota; Viridiplantae; Streptophyta; Magnoliopsida; Malpighiales; Euphorbiaceae. Gene Ontology annotation, molecular function: nucleic acid binding. The record is from RefSeq and is a predicted model, not a curated record. The transcript is spliced from 2 exons.
AUGGACAUGAAGGCACCUCGAAAUAUAAACGAGGUUCAAAAGCUCAAUGGGCGAAUCACCGCACUCGGAAGAUUCAUGUCCUGCUCGGUCAAAAGAAGUUUGUCGUUCUUCAAUGCCCUAAAAGGGACACAAAAACUCGAAUGGAAUAGAGAUUGCGAGGAAGCAUUCAAGGAACUGAAGAAAUUCUUGACCACACCACCAUUGCUUAGUCGACCGUUAAAGGGAGAAACACUCUACUUAUACAUCUGCGCGAGGAAAGAAACCAUAGAGGCAGUGAUGGUAAGAGAGGAAGAUGGCAAGUUGAAACCAAUUUAUUAUAUCAGCCGAGUUCUAAAAGGAGCGGAAACGAGGUACCCGAAGAUUGAAAAAAUGGCGUUCGCCGUAGUGACUACAACUAAAAAAUUGAAAUACUACUUCCAAAGCCACAACAUGGUAGUAAGAACAAAUCAACCUCUGAGAAAGGCGAUUCAGAGGCCUGAAACGUCCGGAAGACUCGUCCAUUGGUCCAUCCAACUUAGCGAACAUGACAUCCAAUACGAACCCCGUCAUACACUCAAGGCCCAGGCCUUGGCGGAUUUCAUAGCCGAGAUACCUCCUGGUGAACCAGAAGAACUUGUACCAGAAUUACUAAGGGAACUUUACGUAGAUGGAGCUUCAAAUGAAAAAGGAGUAGGAGCGGGAGCUAUUCUCAAAGGACCUAGAAAGAUCUACAGCGAUUCUCAGCUAGUAGUAAAUCAACUCAAUGGAGAAUACCAGGCUAAAGAAACAGGAAUGAUUGAAUAUUUGGAGAAAGUCACAAAACUAUUUCGGAGAUUAGAAGCACAGGGAGGACAAUGGGAAAUUAUACAAUUCUCACGAGAGGUAAAAAUCGACGUUGACGCCAUUGCCAAAUCAGCAUCCGAGCAAGGAGACCUAUUCAUGAAAAUGCAGCUAAAGGAAACUCUCGAAUCACCAAGUAUCAAAGAAGAAGAAAUAAUGACUAUUGACGAAGCCGAUUCCUGGAUGACCCCGUUAAUCAAAUACUUAGACCAAGGAGAAUUACCAACAAACAAUAUUGAAGCCAUCCGAACCAUCCGUAAAUUUGCCAAAUACUCGUACCACAAUAGAGUUCUCUACCGAACCUCAUUAACUCACCCUUGGGCAAGAUGUGUCUCGCACGAGAGCGGAAGCCUAAUCCUGAAGGAAAUCCAUGAAGGAAUAUACGGGGCACACGAAGGAGAGGUCACCAUCGCAAGAAAAACAAUGCUUUAA